UUUCGAGCAAAGAACAAGCAAAACGGUUUUUCUCUGCCUAUAGAGCUACACAAGCAAGUUGAUUAAAAAAAAAAGUAGCUUAUCGGACAUAAGCAAACCUGGAAUGCGGUAGACACCAACGGAGCGUUCAGAUCUCUCCCGCCCAGAAGUGUGACCAUUGAACCGGUAUCGAUUUUUGCCUUUCACUGCCGUCUCGUUGGCAGCAUAGUGGUAUUUGAUUAUUUGAACAGUCGUGAACGGCAGAUUGAGCCGAGAAGUGACAUUUUGAUAAAUCGCGGAUUUGCGGAAGGACAUUUAGAAACAGAAGGGGUUGUUUAGUGCCAAGAAGUAAAUCCCUCAUUAGUUUGUGAUAAAUCAAGUGAAGUCGGAAAAAGGGGAAAAUGAAGGUGGUGAAUGUUAACAGUGUGAAUCACCAGCAUCACUUGGACGGACUGCAAGCGACGCUGAUGGAAGACCCCAUCACUCCGAAGGCAACUUCGGACGUUGAGGAUAGUGCGUCCGGGCGAGAUCCGCCGGGUGGAGAUCCACAGGGAGGAGGUGGAUGCUGUUCGGGAAUCGUUUUACCAUCCAGCCAGCCGAAAACCUAUCAAAUCCAAGCUCUGCUGGAACGACACGAAAAUCCACAAACGGUUGUAGUAGCCGCCAAAACACCCAGCAAUCCCUCUCCAUAUUCCAUCACUGCAGUCUCGAAGCUGUUGCGGAAUCUGUAUCUCUGCGGCGGAAGCGCGGCCACGGUCCCCACCAUGAAGCAACUCGGCGUAACGCUGGUGAUAAAUGCAACGACUGAAUCGGAACUGCCAAACACUCCACUGCCCUGUGAUGAAACCUGUGGCUAUCUGCGGGUACCGGUCAAAGACAACCGCGAAACGGAUCUGGAUCGGUACUUCAACCAGGUGGCCGAUCGGAUUGAAGAGGAAUCGCAACGGAACGGUAUUACCCUGGUGCACUGCGUCGUCGGCGUCAGCCGGUCGGCAUCCCUGUGCCUGGCUUACCUCAUCAAGUACCAUCGGAUGAGUCUGAAGGAUGCCUACCAGCAUGUCAAAUCCCGGAGGCCUCAAAUUCGACCCAACGUGGCCUUUGUCAAGCAGCUGAUGGAGUUCGAGUUCAAGCAGACCGGGUCCCGGUCGGUCUUCAUGGUCUACUGCCACGCGCUGGAUCAGGAACUGCCGGACAUCUAUGAGCCGGAGUUUCGGACCAUGGAAAUGCUCUACCAUAAAUUCCGGCGGAACAUUGCUCGCCGCUAACGGAAUGGAUUCCGUUCGUUCGAAAUUUAUUCCCCCGCUCGUAAGAUGAUCUUUCACUGUGUAAACCAAAAAGGACAAAGAUAUGAAAGUCGACUGUAGGAUUAUUGAAGACAAGUUCAAAUAUUUAACCACGCUGACGCAUAUUUAGAUAUACUCGAAUGAUGUGUUUUCACUUCACCAAGUAUUGAUUACAUUAUGUAUACUGCUAGUAUCGGAUUAUUAGCGUAAUUUUAGCUCGUUAAGUUGCCCACCGUUGCACGUUCGAUAGGUUUCCGGCACAUAAUCGUAACUCUUUUUUGAGAUUAUUCUCAGUUUGGGACCACUUCUCGAUUAGUGAACGUUUCGUAAAUUUCCUUUUUCAAAGUUGAGAUGUUAGGUUUAAGAGCAAAGUUUAGACAAAGGACAACAAGUACCAAUUAAGUGUGAUUUUUGUGAUGGCCGACAAUUGUGAUGAUUGCGGCUCCAAAAAAAAAUCAUAUUCGAAUUCUUUUGAUUUAUCUGUCGUGUGUAAGAAAAUUUAGUUUUGUAAGGAAAUGUCUGUACUGUUUAACGAUAUAAGGACCAAUAAAGUAUAAAAUUAUCAACU
Messenger RNA from Ochlerotatus camptorhynchus, 1830 nucleotides. RefSeq names its product dual specificity protein phosphatase 21-like. Lineage: Eukaryota; Metazoa; Arthropoda; Insecta; Diptera; Culicidae. The record is from RefSeq and is a predicted model, not a curated record. The coding region runs from base 381 to 1244 and encodes 287 amino acids. Gene Ontology annotation, cellular component: cytoplasm. The transcript is spliced from 3 exons. Gene Ontology annotation, molecular function: protein tyrosine/serine/threonine phosphatase activity. Gene Ontology annotation, biological process: protein dephosphorylation.